AACAUCUGCAGCAUACGCUCAAAAAACAUCCCUAAACACUUGCAAAGUUCAUGUCUUCAACCAUGACUACUUUCGGUUUGUCAACAGUGGUUUUUUCAGUUCUUGUUCUAACAUUAUUGUCUGCAAAUAGCCACACAACGGUUGUCGGAGCCCGCAAUCUUCUAGAACCAACAUUACCUAAGCCAGAAGUGCCACAACUUCCCAAUGUUCCUGAGUUACCAAAGGUUCCAGAAUUACCCAAAAAUCCUGAGUUACCUAAGAUUCCAGAAAUUCCCAAAGUUCCCGAGUUACCUAAGGUUCCAGAAUUACCCAAAAUUCCUGAGUUACUUAAGGUUCCAGAAAUAUUCAAAGUUCCUGAGUUACCUAACAUACCAAAACCUGAAACACCUAAAGUUCUAGAAUUGCCUAAAUUAUCUGAGAUAGCUAAGAUUCCAGAAUUUCCUAAAGCAUUUCCAGCUACCCAUCCUUGAGCUUGAAUUAUGUGUUUUGCAGUCUUGUCCUCUGGUCUAUAUUGCAAUGCCUAGUUCAUUUUGUUUGAUGAAUGUUAGAUUAUUUGUUUGAGUUGUUGUAAUGGUUUACUUGUAGUUUUGAAUCGUACUGGAAGUUAUGUUCAGUUUUAAAGUUGUUUAAAUCCUUCAUGUGUCAGUGUUGUUAUAAAUUCAAUAAGAUUGUAUUAUCUGAAAUCCAGUAUAGUUAACGUUCUAAAUCUUGUGCUUUUAGUUUA
Messenger RNA from Vigna radiata var. radiata (mung bean), 724 nucleotides. RefSeq names its product IgA FC receptor-like. The transcript has a single exon. The record is from RefSeq and is a predicted model, not a curated record. Bases 51 to 470 code for a protein of 139 amino acids. Lineage: Eukaryota; Viridiplantae; Streptophyta; Magnoliopsida; Fabales; Fabaceae.